GAAAAGACAACAAACAAUUUUGAAUAAUAUAUUUUUUUAAUUUCUUGGAAUCGCAACUACAAUACGUUAUUCGCAAUUAAAGAAAUCUUAAUUUUUUCGUAGGUGUCCGCAAGAGUGAUUCAUAUUACAGAGACACAUGCACACGCACAUGUACACACAUACAUAAACAGAGGAAAGAGUAAUUUCAAAUAAUAAAAGUCCUCAUCUAAAAUACAGCAAAAAAUAUUCGUUCUCUGCAAAAGUUUGUGACGUUGUUCGUCGUUGUUGUUUUACAUUCCCGUUUAGGGUUACGUCGCAUCGUGCCAAGUACUUAUCCUCAGUGGAACUUGUUCGGCUACCGACCAGCCAAGUUAUUCAUGUUGUUCGGGAUAAUAGACCGUGAAGUUCGUUUGCUGGUGUUAUGCACCUGUGUUGUGUGUGAGCUAUGCCAUUGUUGUUGUUAUUUUGUUUUCGGAAACGGAUAUCAUAGAGCAUGAACUAUACUGCCUCUCACUUGUCGGUGUGUGUCGCCUAACAAAUUCCUUAACCACAUCAUUGUAUUGGUGAUGGUGUUUGGCAUUGUGGUCACCAACGCAACUUGUUGCUGUUGCCUAUAAAAGCCCUUUGACUAUGGCCGAGGAUAUCAUUCGUCUAUUCGAAAUACUGUCAAUUGUAACUGUCAUUUGGAAACGUUAUUGUUAACGGAUUAAACGGCUAAAUUGUGAAGACGGAAGCAGAAAAGUGUUAUUAAUUGAAGUGAAAUUAAAUAAAAACAGAAAUUUGAAAUAUUAACAAAAUAUAUGAAUUAAAAAAGACUUUAUAAAGCUAAUUAAAAUUGUUAAAAAAUAAAAUAAUAAUAAUAAAAUUAAAAAAAAAAAUAAUUAGUGUCGCACAAAAAAGGAGGACAUUUCUUUAUACCGCCGACGUCAUUGUCAACUACAACACAACAACAAUGCUCAGUCGAAAAUGUCAAUUUGUCAUGACGAUCGGAUUAUUAUCUGUCAUCUGGACAAUGUUGUUUACCGGUGCAAUGGCACGUCCAAAUCUGGAUGCAUUGUUGGCUAAACAAAAUGAAGUCUCACAAUUACUAUUGGACGACUUCUUGAUGGGGAAUUCAAAUGGUGGCGAUAAAAUGUUUCACGGCUUGAAAAAAUAUCAUCCGAAACAACCCAAUUAUUUGGCCAAAUGGCCAGGACUACGUGAUCUCGUUUUUACCAUCGACUAUGAUGAUGAUAUUACAACAACAUUGGAAAAUAGUGAAUUUUUGGAAAGGCUACGCCAGUUAGGCGAUACUCAGUCCAAUGAAUAUUACGAUGAAAUACGUCAGUACAACGAUGAUGUGGCAACCAUAAAUGGCAGUGGUAGCAGUGGCAGUGGUAACAAGGCAAAGGCUGCCAAGUCCCCAGCCAAUCAAAUCAUCUUCAAAGAGCACAACACCAAAAAGAAUGUACAAUAUAUGUCACCGUGCCAUUUCAAAAUCUGCAAUAUGGGUCGCAAGAGGAAUGCCCGUUUUCUUGGCUAUUGAAGGACAACAUGUAAUGGAAAUUAUUUUGCAAAGAAAUCAAAAAAUGGCCAAAUACAAAUAUCAACUAAUCUCAAUAUCAAAAAAAUAAUUGACAAAAAAGUAUUCAACAGUUUCUUUUGUUCACAAACUGUAUUGGAAAUGAAAUUUCACGACAACAAGAAACUGUACCCCCUGAAACUCCAAAAGUAUUUAUUAUUAUUUACAUAUGUAUAGUUGUAAUGCAUACAAUAUAUAAAAUGACGGAAUAGUCAUGCAUUUUGUUAUAUGUUUCCCCAAAUGGCAGAUCAUUAUGAUGAUAAUUAAAUAUGAACAUAAUGAUCUUUGUCAAUUGUUUUGUUUUAAUGUCUUAAAUUAUAAUAAAUAUUUUUAUAUGUAUGUAUGUAGGUUUAUUUCAUGUAGUUUUUAGUUUAAGUAUUUAGAAGCAAAUGGAAACGGAAAAUGUAUUUCAUUGUAUAAGAAAAAUUAUCUCAACAAAAUAUUUGACCUAAUAUUUUACAAUAACAAUAUUUACUGGCAAUACUUAAUAAA
This is a messenger RNA of Musca domestica (house fly), 2032 nucleotides long. RefSeq lists its product as uncharacterized. The coding region runs from base 932 to 1504 and encodes 190 amino acids. The transcript is spliced from 4 exons. The record is from RefSeq and is a predicted model, not a curated record. Lineage: Eukaryota; Metazoa; Arthropoda; Insecta; Diptera; Muscidae.